Molecule: messenger RNA, 1449 nt
Organism: Colletotrichum spaethianum
Lineage: Eukaryota; Fungi; Ascomycota; Sordariomycetes; Glomerellales; Glomerellaceae
Product: mannan endo-1,6-alpha-mannosidase DCW1
Exons: 3
Coding region: 1-1449 (482 amino acids)
Biological process (GO): fungal-type cell wall biogenesis; carbohydrate catabolic process
Molecular function (GO): mannan endo-1,6-alpha-mannosidase activity
Source: RefSeq, a predicted model, not a curated record
AUGUUCGUAUCUCUAGUUCCAGCUCUGUCGGCGGCUCUCCUGCUUCUGAGCAACGUGGCCAGCGCGGCCGCCGAACUCGAGAUCAACACUCGCGACAACAUCGUAGAAUCUUCGCGGUCACUCGCCAAGGACGUAAUGACAUUCUAUCACGGCGAAGAGCCCGGUAAUAUCCCAGGAAUCCUUCCAGGCCCUCCCACUUUUGACAACGGCGAUUACUGGUGGUACCAGGGUGCCAGCUUAUGGGCUACUUAUCUCGAUUAUUGGCAUUUGAUCGGAGACGACUCCUAUGCCGACACGACCAGCAAAGGGAUGUUGCAUCAGACGGGCCCAAAUAACGAUUACAUGCCUCCGAACUUCACUGCUUCACUUGGCAAUGAUGAUCAGUGUUUCUGGGGCACAGCCGCAUUGACAGCUGCUGAAUACGACUUCCCCAACGUAAACGGUAAAGCCACAUGGAUCGAUCUUGCAAAGGCAGUCUGGAACACUCAGGCAUCGCCCGAUCGUCAGGACGAGACUUGCAAUGGCGGUCUUCGUUGGCAAGUCCCAUGGUCGAAUGCCGGUUAUGAAUACAAACAAAUUCGAAGGACGAUGACUGAACUCAUUGCAGCGGCCUCUAACGCGUGUUUCUUCAAUAUGGGAGCCCGUCUCGCCCGUUUCACUGGAAACACGACCUACUCCGAGUGGGCCGAGAAGACUUGGGACUGGCUUUCCGGAGUAGGCUUGAUUGACAGUGAGACUUGGGCCGUGUAUGAUGGAACUCACGUCGAAACGAAUUGCACUGAAGUUAACAAGGUGCAAUGGUCUUACAACGCUGCAAUGCUCAUACAAGGCGCAGCGUUCAUGUACAAUAACACCAAUGGCUCUGAAAUAUGGCGCGAGAGAGUUGAAAAACUUUCCGGUUCUCUUUUGACGACCUUCUUCCCUAACGGGACAGCUUACGAAGUUGCUUGCGAGCGCCACAAGGGAGUCUGCCCACAUGACGCCCUCUGGUACAAGGGUUACGUACAUCGCUGGCUGUCGUCUGCCACCCAGCUAGCCCCCUUCAUUGCGGAUAAGGUGCUGCCUAUCUUAAAGAGUUCUACUGAGGCUGCAGUAAAGCAAUGUGUAGCCGGAAAGUCGGGACUUGCUAACCAGUGCGGAUUCUACUGGACCGAUGGGGUGUUCUCCGAUCCACAGACCACAGAUAACACCACAGGCGCCGGCGAGGCUGUGAGCGUGCUGGCCGCUGUUUCAAACCUGCUCAUUUCCGACGCCAAUGUACCAGUCACCGAAGCAGACAGCAAAUCCGGGGAUUUGGAUGGAAACAGUCAAGGCAGCUCACCAAGCGGCACUCCAGUCACAACCUCGCCCACGGGUAAAACUACUCCCUCAGGAGCCGAGAGCAUCAGAUUUGAUAUGAAGAUGUCUAUUCUAAUCGGUUCUCUCCUGGCUGUGGGAUGGGCCAUGUAA